Molecule: messenger RNA, 3673 nt
Organism: Stereum hirsutum FP-91666 SS1
Lineage: Eukaryota; Fungi; Basidiomycota; Agaricomycetes; Russulales; Stereaceae
Exons: 25
Coding region: 1889-3631 (580 amino acids)
Source: RefSeq, a predicted model, not a curated record
CGAAUCUUCACUCGCUCUCACAUACUAUCGGUCACCUCUCUCUACAGCUAUCCCUUCGUAUAUGGUCUCGGCUAUGUUCAACAUUCAACGGUCGUGGACUCUCUAUUUUAUUUUUUCACGUCCUCGUCUUCAGAUGGUCUAUGAUCGGUGUCUAAAGCGGUUAUGAAAGUCGGGAAUAAGACUGUAGAUGCUGUAUAAAGGGAUUGGAGAUGCAACGUAUAGAGGACUUUGGGUGCUACAUUUCGCUUCCCGACUCUGACACCACCUUGUCGUUCUGUCUUCGCCGUCCGCAUCUCCCUUUCGGGUACAAAUCAGGUGAGUCGCGCUAUAUACUGAGGAAUUUGCAUGACGAGUCUCGCGUCUAUUCGGAAUUACUUCUCGCGCACGUCACAUGGGGAACGCAGGAGAUACCGCACACCAUCGCUCUUGAUGUUUCUCGGACCUUACGAAAGCUUUCCCUCCCUAUAAGUCAACUGACCGGCUGUCCUUCUUUGAUCACCUCUUACUCCUCUCCACAUGUCUACGCAAGCGAACACAUUACCGCGGUCCGCCAUUGUGACUGGCGCAGCCCAAGGUAUCGGUCGGGCUAUCGCUGAAAGACUAGCCCAGGAUGGCCUCAAUGUCCUCAUCAACGACGUCCCGUCCAAGGAAGAUAUGCUUUCAGAGUUCAAGAGCGCACUCGCAGACGCUCAUCCGUCGCAAAGCUUUGUCAUUUUCGCCGGUGAUGUGUCGAAGGAGGAGGACGUCAAGCACAUGGUCGAGGCGGCUGUGGAAAUAUUCGGAGGAUUGGACGUGAUCGUCGCAAAUGCUGGAAUAGGCGGGGCUCUUUCCUUCUUUGUCGACACACCCGUCGAACAGCUCGACAAGGUCAUUUCUGUCAAUUUGCGGGGCGUAUACCUUUGCUAUCAAUACGCUGCCAGACAAAUGAUCAAGCAAGGACGGGGAGGAAAGAUCAUUGGAGCGUGCUCGCUUGCCGGAAAGAAAGGAAUGGCCUUGGCCAGUGCGUACGCCAGCAGCAAAUUUGCUGUCCGUGGCCUUACUCAAUCCGUCGCCACCGAGCUUGGACAAUACGGGAUCAACGUGAACGCAUAUGCCCCGGGCUAUUUCCCCACUCCCAUGGUCGAGGCUGCCGCAGCGGAAUGCCCCGGCGGACCUGAUGCUUUCAUUGCCGCUCAAGCCUCAGUUCUCAACAGACCCGGAAGACUGGAAGAGAUCGCAGCUGCUGUAUCUUUCUUGGCUUCUGAGGGCUCUAGUUAUAUGACAGGGCAAACGAUUACAGUUGAUGGUGGUAGGCAUUUCGAUUGAUUUUUGCAAGUACUUAAUGUGCAGACAUCAAAACUUCAGUGGCGCGGUGAAAAGUUCAAGGUUCGCGAAAUGAUGGCUUAACUUGGACUCGGAGUUAUUGAGUAGCAUCAAUAUUGAGACCUUUAUUGAGGAGGAGAAUGAACCUUGAUAUUUGGCCCUACGGUAGAGACCCGAGCUCGAGAAUGCCGGUAGUGAUGAGGUGGCCCAGCGUCCGAGCGUAGUUAAGCCAUGAUCAAGUCCGCUCGGCAAGUGCCGGUGUUCCGUUCCACGCGCCACACUCAUUUUCUUUGACCACUCUACCACGGUCGGGUUCAUGUUGUCUCUCUUCGCUUUCACUCAAACAAACUCGGGCUCAUUCGCCUUACCUAUCUGUUAAAUACUAACAAUGUCCUCGAGACCUGUACGAGUGCAUAGCGAUGUAGAUUCCAAAAUCCACAUGUUGGCCGAACCGCAGCAGGCUCUCCUAAUCUUUCAAACAUUGUUUUCAGCCCUCAGCGCUCAGCCGCAGCACGCCUGCUCGAUCCUGGGCGGGACGAAUGAAAUACGCAGCACCUUUUAGACUCUAGCAAAGCCAUGGGUUGUCAUGCUCAGCGUUCUCUACCUUUCCUCGUCCUUCCUACUCCCGACUCCAGCCAUGUCGCGCUGCAGCUAUACACUGCUCCUCUCAUUUCUUAUCCUCGGAAAUAUCUCGACGGUCUGCUCUAUUCUGAGCCAAUCUUAUCAAUCCACCUCGAUAAUCAAUGUCCCCCUCACCAUUCAAGUUGCCUACAACUCCUCUUCAGACAACUCAUCGUCUUCAUCCACGAGUAACGGUCACUUCUUCACCUGUCCCCGCGGAAGCGACGCCUACGCGACCGCGCCUACAAUAUACGACACAUCCGGCGAGCUCAUCUGGUUCGGUUCCGAGUUUGGCGAUUGUUUCGAUUUGAAUGUGCAGUAUUAUAAUGGCCAGGCGGUCUUGACGGUUUGGAAUGGGACGGAUGAUUCGGCGGGUUACGGAAAUGGCAUGGGAAGGAUCGUCGACAGCACGUAUACCACAAUAGCUACCGUUGCCUGCGAUUCAGAUACCAACUCAGACCUUCACGAGUUCAACAUCCCAGAGGACACAAAUACUACCGCGAUAAUGACGACCUACUACCCUAUCCAAUGGGACCUCUCAUCCGUUGGCGGCUCAACCGAAGGAUGGAUGCUCACUUCGGGGUUCCAGGAGAUCAAUAUCGCCGAUGGAAGCGUUGUAUUCAAUUGGAGCGCGGCUGAUCAUAUGGACCUUACUGAGAGUUAUAACACCAUAAACUCGACGGGCGGUAGCGAGGACGAUACUUGGGACCCGUUCCACAUCAACUCGAUUACAAAAGACGCGGAGGGCAAUUACUUGAUCUCGUCACGACACUACCACCAAAUCCUGAAAGUAUCAGCUACGACUGGUGAAGUCCUAUGGACAGUCGGUGGUAUGACCUCGAAUUUUACAUUGGACGACGACUCAACGUUCUACUGGCAGCAUCACGCGCGAUGGUACGAUGACUAUACAAAGGUUUCUAUAUUCGAUAACGGUGCCACAAAUUGGAACGUCGCCGAAGCCUCCGCACGGGGUAUGACCCUUGAGAUUGACCAAGAUGCUAUGACGGCUACGUUCGUCAACGAAUACCUUCCUAUUGUUACGGUCCAGAAUUAUUCGUGCAGUCAAGGAAGCAUUCAGAUGCUCGAUGAUGGAAAUGUAGUGGUCGGUUAUGGGAGCAAUCCGUGGAUUGGGGAAUAUACGUCAGAUGGCAGCGUUAUAUUUUUUGCAACACUCGGAAAGGAUGGAGAGGAAGGCAAUUCUCCGAUGCAGAACUAUCGCGUGUUCAAGGUCUCCAGCUGGGUCGGAACACCUGCUACUUCGCCCGACAUCGCAGUAUCAGGUGCUCAGGACGAUAUAACGAUCUACGUCUCCUGGAACGGUGCCACCGAAGUCUCGUCCUAUGCCUACUAUACUUCCACCAGCUCCAGCUCCUCCCUAACCUCUAGUCUGAAUGUCACUCGAGCAGGGUUUGAAACAUCCUGGACGGACAACUCGACUUCGCCUUCCUACAUCCGCGUUGCUGCCCUUGCUGCCAAUGGCUCUGUACUCGGCUGGACAGAAACUAUCACCGUCGAUGGCAGUGGGACCUCUGAUGCUAGUGGAACUGAUUCAACCUCGGGAGCGAUGACCUUAGUCGCCGGACUGAGUCUGACAGGUGUCGGAGGUAUGACGGUGACGGCGACGGGUGGGGCAGUGGCAGUUGUGGGCAUCGUUAUUGGAGAGUUAUCAUAUUGGCUAGACGAGCUGUUGGGCGAUUGGUUGCUGUAGAAGUGCAUGCAGUUGCGAGGUCUGCUGUUGUAUGAUUUGAGA